CUAACUUUAACUACAGUAGUUAAUCAUCAUGGCUUUCCAUAUCCUAUUGUGGAAGAAUCGCUCCUAGACUUGAGUACACUGGACGUAGUCUCUUUAGGCAACGCGAUUCUGAAACGCCUUGACUCGAGGAACCAGCACCAUUGAGGUCCAUAUGUGCAAGUGCAGAUUUCAAGCUUAUUUGUUCAAGGUUGGAACGUGGCUCACUACGCAGCCUGAGGUCAGGGUCACUUCAUCGGCAGGCACGUACAAGCACUUCACCGAGCGCUAUGCCCUUCAGAUCUGGAGAGCAGCCGACGGCCAUGAAUUCAUCCUUAAUGAGAGACUAGUCGACUUAGAGGGCGAUACAACAUCCUUCUUGGGGAUGGAGGAAAAAGAAACGGGGCCGCAGCUUAUACGGAUGACCACGGAUGACAGGAUUCAACUCGUUCUCCCUAUAAACCCGGAAGUGGCAGUUAUCUUCUGCGACGAGUCGCGAUGUUGGGAGUCGCCCUUCGCGGACGCCAUCCACCGAGCCAGUAUCCCAUACCUCGCGAAUACCCUGCUCAAGGAUGCGCCGCACAAGGAUAUUAUCAACGUCAAUAUACCAAGCGAGCGGAGGGGCAAGAAGACGUGGCCGGCGACGGCGGCGUGGCGAGUGAGCAUCGGCACCCUGUCUCGACAGCACCACCGAAUCAUUGCGUCUCACUCUCUUGGCCAUGCGCGGUCAUUCCUUGUAGUUCGACACCGGGCGCGAUUUGAGCGAGCCAGGAGAGAACUAGCCGAGUUCCAGCGGGAGAGAGCGGAGACGUGGAAGAGGCAGGGAAUCCGGUUUGGCCAUCUUGACGACCGGCCAUGGCAUCAGACGGAGCGAGCUGCAGGUCUCUCGUAGGAACAAAUAGCGAGGAUAGUAGACAGCCACACAUCUGCGCUACGCGACAUGAACAAUCUCGUCGCAACCAGCCGCGAGCCGUAUACUAAGAAGCAAGGAAAACAGCAUCAGGUGCUGGCAGGCAAUUUCACUCUCGACCGGGCCUCCGGUGCCGGCCUAACU
Molecule: messenger RNA, 1030 nt
Organism: Parathielavia appendiculata
Lineage: Eukaryota; Fungi; Ascomycota; Sordariomycetes; Sordariales; Chaetomiaceae
Exons: 2
Coding region: 152-868 (238 amino acids)
Source: RefSeq, a predicted model, not a curated record